Messenger RNA from Mangifera indica (mango), 2310 nucleotides. Its product is annotated as carotenoid 9,10(9',10')-cleavage dioxygenase 1-like. Gene Ontology annotation, molecular function: carotenoid dioxygenase activity. The record is from RefSeq and is a predicted model, not a curated record. Gene Ontology annotation, biological process: carotene catabolic process. Bases 156 to 1988 code for a protein of 610 amino acids. The transcript is spliced from 12 exons. Gene Ontology annotation, cellular component: chloroplast stroma. NCBI's taxonomy places the organism in Eukaryota, Viridiplantae, Streptophyta, Magnoliopsida, Sapindales, Anacardiaceae.
GGACGUGAGAUCCUGGGGGUCUGGGAAGUAGUCAUUUGGCCUAAAAAUAAUUGAAUGGUGUACGAUGGAUCGCCAUUGGAACUGAGAGAGAGAGCACAUAGUUGAAGCUCACAAACUUCAUCACCUGCAUAAAUUCUUUUGUUGGUAAGUUUACAAUGAUUAAGACUCAUGAUAAUCAGUUUGCAGGAACCCGAUCCAAGAAUCAACGUCUGUUAAGUCCAGUUUUCACCACCAGUUACGGCGCUGUGGAGGCCGAAGAGAGGGAGGAGCUAAAGUACGGCGGCGGCGGAGCAGGAGAUUGUGGCAUAGUGUUGGUGAAUCCUAAGCCACACAAGGGUCUGGCUUCUAAAGCCAUUGACUUUUUGGAAACUAUGAUCGUUAAGUUCAUGUACAAUGAUUCCUCCUUGCCUCUACACUAUCUCUCCGGUAAUUUUGCUCCGGUUCCGUUCGAAACUCCUCCCACCGGGAACCUCCACGUGAUCGGCCAUCUACCAGAAUGCUUGAAUGGAGAGUUCAUCAGGGUCGGUCCGAACUCUAAGUUUGCUCCAGUGGCUGGAUAUCACUGGUUCGAUGGAGACGGCAUGGUUCAUGGUGUGCGCAUCAAGGACGGAACGGCGACGUAUGUUUCCUGUUUUGUGAAGACAUCACGUCUUAAGCAGGAAGAGUUUUUUGGGGGACCCAAAUUUUCAAAGUUUGGAGAUCUCAAGGGGCUGUUCGGAUUAUUCACAAUUUUCAUUAAAACGCUAAGAGAAAAGUUCAAUGUAUUGGACAUGUCAUAUGGAUUUGGAGCAGGUAGGCUGUGUCAAAUUGUAUCAAUUACGAUUCUACAAGGAAUGAAAAUUCUACUGUCUGUCUGUCACACUCUUCCAGGUAAUACAGCUCUUGUAUAUCACCGCGGAAAACUUCUAGCUCUAUCAGAGCUGGACAAACCUUAUGUCCUUAAUGUUUUGGAAGAUGGAGACCUGCAAACACUUGGCAUGCUGGAUUAUGAUAAAAGAUUGAAACAUCCCUUCACUGCUCAUCCGAAAAUUGACCCAGUCACUGGUGAAAUGUUUACUUUUGGUUACUCGCAAACUCCCCCAUAUGUCACCUACAGAGUUAUUUCCAAAGACGGUUUCAUGCAUGACCCAGUAGCUAUAACACUAUCUGAAUGUGUCAUGAUGCAUGACUUUGCUAUCACUGAGAAUUAUGCAAUUUUCAUGGAUCUGCCUAUGCAUUUCAGGCCACAAGACAUGGUGAAGGAAAACAAGCUGAUACUAACAUUUGAUCCAACAGUUAAAGCUCGUUUUGGUGUACUUCCACGGUAUGCCAAAGAUGAGGUUCAAAUCAGAUGGUUUGAGCUUCCAAACUGCUUCAUAAUCCAUAAUGCUAAUGCUUGGGAGGAGGAGGAGGAAGUUAUUUUGAUUACUUGUCGCAUAGAGAAUCCUAAUUUAGAUAUGCUCAACGGGCCUGUCAAGGGAAAAAAUGAAAAAGUCACAAUUGAACUGUAUGAAAUGAGAUUCAAUAUGAAGACUGGUGCAGCUUCACAGAAGAAACUCUCAGCACCUUGUGUUGAUUUUCCUAGGAUAAACGAGAGAUAUUGUGGCAGGAAACAGAGAUAUGUCUAUGGAGCCAUUUUGGACAAUAUCAUAAAGAUCACAGGGAUCAUCAAAUUUGAUCUGCAAGCUGAACCAGAGGCAGGAAAAGAGAAACUUGAAGUUGGAGGAAAUAUUGAAGGAAUCUUUGACCUGGGUCCUGGUAGAUUUGGUUCGGAGGCUGUGUUUGUCCCUCGAGAGCUUGGCAUCAGUUCUGAAGAAGAUGAUGGCUACUUGAUUUUCUUUGUACAUGAUGAGAAUACAGAAAAAUCAGCAGUGUAUGUAAUUGAUGCCAAAACAAUGUCGAAAGAUCCUGUUGCGGUUGUGGAAUUGCCUCAGAGAGUUCCAUACGGGUUUCAUGGUAUCUUUGUAACAGAGGAACAACUUGAGGAGCUUGCCCAAUUGCCAUCGUAGUAAAGGAACAAUUGCCAAUGACGUACAUGGACGACUAGUAUGACGAAAAAAACCCAGCAUCAAAGAGUCGGCCAUAAGGUAACACUGAAGGGUGUUGUAGAAUUUUACAAUUCUGUAAUAUUGGAUUCGAGAUCCAAAAACGAAUGCAGACAUUUUUGGUUUAUUUGCCUUGUAAAUUUAUUCAUUUGCGAAUAUCAAUUAUCGGUAAACUGUUAACAUGAUUGACUGAGUGCAGUCAAGCUUUUUAAGGUCAAAUUUUUCGAGUGUGCGUUAACUACUAUGUACACAUUCGAUGUCAAAAGAAGCAGUCAUGGUUGUCUUA